This is a messenger RNA of Parnassius mnemosyne (clouded apollo), 1182 nucleotides long. Lineage: Eukaryota; Metazoa; Arthropoda; Insecta; Lepidoptera; Papilionidae. The record is from the annotation of a GenBank genome assembly.
AUGCAUUUACGCUUUAUUUUUCUAAUGUUCCACUAUACCCCUUUAAUCAAAUCAAAGAAAGUUGAUGUUCAAAAAUCGAAUUUCUGCAAAAAUUUACGUUGUGAUGACUUAUCCAAAGUUAACGUUUGUGGUAUUAGAGAAGAAGCAGAUGGUUUUCGACUGAAAUUAUUUGAAAACGAAUGCCAAUUAUUAAGAUAUGGCUGUAAUGUAGAAGAUGAUAAAGCUUAUGGUAUAAUUAAUUUAGAGUACUGCGACAAAGCUUUUUCAAACGAUAAAUAUGAAAAGCAACAAAUUAAUAACGAACGUAUCAGAAGUUUGUAUAAGGAAGUAAUUGAAGUAAACGAAACUAAACAUUGCAUGAACAUUAAUUGUAAAUUAACAAAUGAAACACAUAAUAUCUGUGGUCUAAAACAAGAUGGAGCUGGAUAUAAAGUAAGACUGUUUAAUAAUAAAUGCGAGUUUAUAAAACACAACUGCGAUGAAAAUAAAAAAUUUGUUGAAACUGAUUUAUAUAUUUGUGAAUCGGUUUUUACAAAUGCAUCUAUUAACGAUAAAACAAACGACAUAGAACCUAAAGACAUUGUUUUUAAUACAAAUAAGAACCUUGUCAUUGUAAAACCUAAUAUUCUAGAUUACAAAAACGAUAUUAAUGAUACAAUUGAAACAUUUUUCGCGACGACGCACGUUUUAGAUUUACCAAUGAGAGAACUUGAUCCAAACUUGGUGAAUGAAAUAACGCGAAGAAGAUUGAUAAACUUCGCAGGACCAGUUAAGGUUUAUGAACCUCGAAUAACUAUCCCGACUAACGUCAGUGAGGAUCACAUGCACUAUCCAACUUUGUCAUCUUGCUACCAUAAAUGUCCUACAAAAUGUCCAGAUAUUUACGCGCCAGUAUGUGGAAGUAUGGGUGACAAUGCUCGAGAACCGUCUAUUAUGUUUCGAAACCACUGCUUUAUGGAUGUAGCGCAAUGUAAAUAUAGCUGGCAAGAUGAAGAUAUAAUCCGUACAUACGGGUACGCAGAAGUGAAUUUCGUGUUUUGUUUGGGCGAUCAAUUACAAAAUCUAUAUCGAUUUUUGCCAUUUGUGAAGACACUGCAGCGCAUGGGUCGCCUCAAAAAGAAAGGCAGAUUCAGAUAUAGGCUAAAAAACUUGAGAUUCUUUAACAAUAAGCUUAUGGGAUAA